Cuscuta europaea is the source of this 2289-nucleotide messenger RNA. NCBI's taxonomy places the organism in Eukaryota, Viridiplantae, Streptophyta, Magnoliopsida, Solanales, Convolvulaceae. The record is from the annotation of a GenBank genome assembly.
UUGUUGGCACUGUAUAAUUGGUCAAAUGUUCUUAUUGUUUCUCGAACUAGAUUCUUAAGCGUCAUCUUCUCCUUCCCAUUAGAUUCAAGAUAUCAUCCUUAAUUAUCCCUUGCCUAAGAGGUUUGUAUUUCUGAUCAUUCAAUUCAUCUCUUAGGUCAUUUUUUCCUCUUGUAAUUUAACUCCAGAGGGGUUUCUUUAAUUGUAGAAGAUAUCUGCUGCUCGGCAAAGCGAAAUUACAAAGGCGGUGAAUCGAAGGCAAAGCUUGAUUUCUGGGGCCAAGUUUGAGAACAGGUGCUUCAUGGAUAAGAAGAAACCCGGUGAGAGCUUUGAUGAAUUCUUGUGGUUCAAUUCUUUUGAAGAAGUGAAUGCUCAAGAUUGUUUCAAUUGGGAACUAGGAGAGAAGAUGAUCUCUAAUGAUGACGAUUAUGAUGUGGUAGAUUUCUUGCCCCUUGAUCCUUUUGAUAUGGAAAUUGGGACAACAAUGGCCAGUGUUGCCACAAUUACUGGUCUGAUUGAAGAAAUUGAAAACGACAUGGAUUUAAACGCCGCUGGAUUUGAGACAGAUGAAAUCAAAGUUGGAAAAGUGGACAAACGAUUAUUUUCGGAGUUCGAUUUUAUGUGGAAGGAGAUGCCUAGCAUCACGAAUUAUGCGGAGAUGGUUUCUGAUGAGACAUCUUCUGUUUGUAGAAUGGAUUCUGAGCAAGUUCUAUUUAAUAGUAAAAGGGAGGUGGAGUUAAUGGGUAGUUUCUGUUAUGAAAGGUACUGUUUUAAGAAUGAUGCCACAGAUAAGGAUCAUCAAGGGUGUAGUGAAGGUAAUUUUGAAGGAACAGGUGCUCCAGCGGAUGCCAUUUUUCUAGCCUUAGCUUUUUUAGGUGUCAAGGACCUUCUUUCUGUUGAAAGAGUUUGCAAACCAAUGCGUCUCGCGUUGCUGAAUGAUCCCCUCUUGUGGAGACAUUUCUCAGUAGAUCAUUCAUUGAGUCGUAGGAUAACUGAUGAGGCCCUUCUGAAAUUGACAGAUAGAGCUCAAGGCAGUCUCAACUAUUUGAGUCUUGAGGGAUGCUCAAAGAUCACCCAGAGUGGGUUGAAGCGUGUACUUGAAAGAAAUACAAACCUAACAAAGCUUAGUGUUGCUGGAUGUUCGAAGAUCAGGUUUGACAGUCUUUUAUCCAUACUGAAGUCUGUACCAAAACUGCAACUCGAGACUGUCAGAAUUGGUGAAAUAUUUGGCAUAACAAAUGAAGGAUUUGAAGAGUUGAAGGCACUUUUAGGGGUUGAUAACAGCCAGCUACCAAAGGCUCAGAAAUUAAACUUUUACUGUGGUGACAAGCUGCAUCGCGCGCUUGAUGACGACCAUGAGAUUGACAUUGAAGUGUGCCCAAGGUGCCGAGAGCUGAAACUAGUCUAUGAUUGCCCUACAGAAAGUUGCCAGAAAGUGCAGCAUGGCAAGAACCCCUGCAGGGCUUGUCUUUUGUGCAUUCCUCGUUGUAUGAAGUGUGGCCGCUGUGUAAGUAACUGCAGGUAUGUAGAGUCGUUCUAUCUGCAGAACAUAUGUUUCAUCUGUGUAGAGUUUAGGCCAGAACAUCAACUUGUCUGCCAGCAGGGUAGUUUCCAAUUUUUUUUGUGUGGCUAGAGAGCUUUGGUUUUUUUGUGAAGGAUUAAUGAGGUGUUUGGUCGUGGGACUAGAGCUACUCAAGUAGUCUUAAAAGUUUCCAGGGGAAUUUGAGAGGUGAUUACUGCAGUGAUUAGUUGGUGACCUGGUGAUUCAAGUUUUAUACGAAUCCUGGGAAAGAGUCGGGAGGAAGAAAAUGAAUUGAUCUUUUCACUUGGAUGUAAUGAUUCUGCAUGUUAUUUGUGUUUGUUCCCAUCUGCUAAUGUUCCCAUCUGUUUGUUCGGCCAGUUGCGCUAUUCAGAAAUUGGGAUUAUUCACCCUGCAUUUGCAAAUAAGUGAAUUCAUAUGCUCUGUUUCGCAAGUUAUUCGUGCCUUGGUGGAAUCUCAGGAUGCUUUCGGUGUUAAAAACGGUUUGCCCGUUUUUUAUGUUGUCAUAAACUAUGGGUUUGUUGUAAUGUCUCGUGUAGUAAGCGAAAUCCUUUUAUGGGGUGUUCGCUCCCAGAGAAUGAGGGCUUUGUUUGACAUGUUGUUUGCCCCUUAUAUUGUUCUCUCAUUGUACGCUUGCAUAUGUUACCCUUCAGUACUUGUUCAGGUGUUUUGAAUAUUUCUGAGCUGAAUAACUUGGGUUCUGAACAUUUGCCUAUAUAAUUGUUCUCUUUAUUAAUUGCCCAUAUUACCAU